Messenger RNA from Penicillium samsonianum, 1137 nucleotides. RefSeq lists its product as uncharacterized. NCBI's taxonomy places the organism in Eukaryota, Fungi, Ascomycota, Eurotiomycetes, Eurotiales, Aspergillaceae. The coding region runs from base 1 to 1137 and encodes 378 amino acids. The transcript has 3 exons. The record is from RefSeq and is a predicted model, not a curated record.
AUGUCCGCCCUCGUUCUCCGUGAGAGCAUAAACCACGUGGCAGCCCAGCUCAAAAACCCACACCUUGACGAUAUUCACGAGUUGAUGGUCGAUGAAGUGUUUGCGGCCAGGAUGGACAAAGUGUGUGAGCUGUGGUACGAAUUGCGCAUCAGCCCGUCACCGCGACCCCUGAACCGCUAUCGCUAUCACAAGAACAAGAACAAGAGGAAGACCAAGAACCGCCUUUAUAACCAGCUGUAUGACGAAUGGUGCCCCAAAGAUCUCAGCCCGGAGGCGGAGGCGAUCAUCUGGAACUGGGCCAUCCGCCCCGACUCCUUCUUCUUCAACCAGGUAGCAACCACGCCUAUUGUCGGCCCGAGUGACCACAGUCCCGAAAUUGCCACGCGGUCGAUGUUGGAUUCAGUUUGUCGCCUUUUGAACCAUCUAGAUACCCAAUUCACGGUCGAUUCCAUCCGUUGGCGAUUGCUCCUAUGCUUCCUCACGGAGUUUGUCGAUGAACAGAUCGCGGGCGUCAGCAGCACGGCCGAGAUAUGUCUCCUUCUAGUUCAAAGGAAGCUAGUCUCUCCCGAGCUAGAGCAGACGCUAGCCGCCAACCUCUCGAAGUUGUUGAAGGCUGGCCGCGGGUACUUAAGCCUGGCUAAAGAGCUCGGAGGCUGGGGCUCUCUUGUCCACCUCCCUCCCUUCGGCCGGACUACGUACGAACAUCACUACCACCCGGCUGGCCAGACGUAUCGGUUCGCGAUCAUUCAAAGGCUCAAGAUGCAGGUGCCAAAGGCGGCUAAUUACAAGCGCCAAGACGACCGGAACGCCUAUGAGGUUGCCGACGCCCUCCGCCAGUCCGAGGAAAUCCGGCCGUGGUCCGGCGGCCAAGAAACCCCGACACCCCUCCUUGCAUAUCGCGACGACGUGACACCCAUCGCCCCCCACAGACGCCUCCCCCGGCCGGCGGGACAAUGGGUGGGGAGUUCCCCCUUGUGGCAAGACCCGCGGUACCCCUCGCCGGCAGAUCAAUCGCGGUGGGACAGUGGCGAUCUGACGCCAGACGGCGCGUCUACGACACAGCACUCCUUCAUCACCCCCAAUGGCGAUGACUGUCACCUGAUCUUUCCUGGCUCCCCGGCCCCGCUCGUCGUCUAG